AUUUAUUGCUGACUCCGAGUGCCGAUCACUUCUGGGCUGUUUACAUGUUUUGGAUUGUAGCACCGGAGCACGUUGCAUGAUUGAAUGGAGUGCCGGCUUAUGGACUUAUAUAUGUAUAUAUGAUUGUUAGGCACAUUUGUAAAAGUUUGGCAUGAAAGUUUUCUAGCUCUGUUUCUUUUUUCCACCGUUGUUACCAACCAUCCUGGAACGUUUCUUUUCCUUGAUCCGUGCCCUGGAACAAGUGCUGAAAUUCUGACAUCUUGUGAAUGACGGAACAUACAGCUCUUUUUACAUCACGUUCUUUCAAAGGCUGUGUCUGCCAGACAUCAAACUGCCCGUCCUUUCUGCGCUCUCAGGAGGCAUCUGCCGGAGUAUUUUAUCUAUUGGAUGCCCACAUCAGACCACCCUGCCGCUCCCACCAGCACUCCCGGCAGCUCCUGAGAUGAACAAGCUGCGGCAGAGCCUGCGGAGAAAAAAGCCAACCUACGUCCCAGAGGCGAGUCGCCCCCACCAGUGGGGGGCAGACGAGGAGGCGGUGAGGAGGGGGAAAUGCAGCUUCCCUGUCAGGUACCUGGGGCACGUGGAGGUAGAGGAAUCCCGCGGCAUGCACGUAUGCGAGGACGCUGUCAAGAAACUGAAAUUGCUCGGGAAGAAGUCGGUAAAAGCCAUUCUGUGGGUGUCGGCUGACGGUCUGCGGGUGGUGGAUGAAAAGACUAAGGACCUCAUAGUGGACCAGACCAUUGAGAAAGUUUCAUUCUGUGCUCCAGACCGCAACUUUGACAAGGCGUUCUCGUAUAUAUGCCGGGACGGGACUACCCGGCGCUGGAUCUGUCACUGCUUCAUGGCCCUGAAAGACUCAGGGGAGCGCCUGAGUCACGCUGUGGGCUGUGCAUUUGCAGCCUGUCUGGAACGGAAGCAGAAGCGUGAAAAGGAGUGUGGCGUCACUGCAUCCUUUGACGCCAGUCGUACCAGCUUUGCCCGUGAGGGAUCUUUCCGCGUCACCUCUGCAUCCCAGCAGGCCGAGCGAGAGGAGGUCGUGCGGCAGGUUCAGGAAAAAAAGAAAGCUGAUGUGGCUCAGAAUCAGCCACUGAACGCAGUGUCUGUGGCACCACCACCCAAUCCCGUGUUACCGGCCCCAUCGGAGAACUCUCCUGUGCUGCAGGGUGUAUCAGUCCCAGCUGAGAAGGGGGAGGCAGGCAGCCAGCAUGCAAUCCCACGCAGACAUGCGCCCCUGGAGCAGCUUGUGAGACAGGGCUCUUUCCGUGGCUUUCCUGCCUUGAGCCAGAAGAACUCGCCCUUUAAACGCCAGCUAUCGCUGAGACUCAAUGAGCUGCCAUCCACUCUGCAACGCAAGACCAACUUCCAGGACAAGGGCCAAGUCCCAGAAAUGGAUCCUACAGGACCUCCGGACCCCGAUGGAAUUGGCGAUCUGUGCAACCAGAUCAAUAACUCGUUCACCAACCAUCCAUCGGAAGACCCCUUUGUCAAUGGGAAUGGGACUAGGACACCUCCUCAUGUGGCUGCCCUUCCCCCACCUCGACAGACCGCACAAAGUAUCACAGGUUGGCCAGAUCAAGCAGUGACCACCUCAACACCUUCUCACUUCCAUAUGGGCCAUCGUCGAACCCCAUCUGAGGCAGAACGCUGGCUGGAAGAGGUGGCAAAUGCAGCAAAAGCUCAACAGCAACAACAGCAACAGGAGCCUGUGCCUCAGCCUAUGGUGGCCGUGCCCAUGGCGGUACCAGCUGCUAUACAAGCUUAUCCUGUUUCAUAUGAUGCCAGCCCUGCUCCUGUUGGCAUGUUUAUUGCUCCUCAUAUGCAACCUGCCUAUAUACCUGUGGGAGGUUAUAACCCAUCCAUGGCAAACAGCAUGUCUUAUCCUACGCCCAGUGUCCCCGUGGUGGGCAUUACUCCAUCUCAAAUGGUUGCCAAUGCAUUCUGCUCUGCCACUCAAGUACUGUCCUCCAACCUCGCGAGUAAAUCCAACCCCUUCCCUCAUAGCAUACUGCACUCGUCAAUGACAAAUACCCAGAACCCAUCCCAGUCAAUCCAGUCAAAACCAAAGCCAAAUGGCACUGCCAACGGUACAUGGCCCCCAGAUCCCAGCCAGUUAAGACUGGCCUCCACCGCACAGGAAGUAGACCAGUUUGAAGCUCAGUGGGCAGCACUAGAGUCCAAGUCUCAGCAACGCAUGGCCAACCCUUUCUCCAAUGAACUCCAGAAGACAUUCCAGAUAGAAUUGUAGCCAAAAUUAUGCCAUUGUUAAACUUUAAACUUUGUUCAGGAGCAACUGCCAGUCAUGGUCGGCCAGUAGGACAUUUCUUACACGGCCAUUCUACAGACCUAAUGGGGUGGGAGGGUAUAACUGGAGAUUGUCUAAGGCAAAUAAUGAACAGACGAAAAUAGCAGGGAUGUGCAGUAGCCUAAGAGACACUUUUAAUUACAGUAGGGAUUGAGGACUGAUUCAUCUGCUGUCGUAUGUGCAAAAUUAUGCUGGAAUGAGUUUUGGAUGGGUAUAAUGGAUGAUUGGGAUAUGGAUUUAUGAAAUAUUUGAGAGCUAUAACAGUCUGUCUUAAGUGGGUUAAGCAGGUAAAGAGAUGGUUUGAGGUAAGUGACCAGAAGAGACGAGGAAAGUUGGAUUUGGUGCAAGUGUCAGAUACAUUAUUACAUCAUUUUACGCUGCAGUAGAGAAGUUCCCUGUUUUACAUUAGAUUGUACAUGUGGUGCUAUUUAUGUUGCUAUAUCCAGGGUAUCAACUCAUUGUUUACUUAUUUGUAUAGACAGUGGGGUUUGUUGUUCUGGUCCUCCAAGUAUCUGUUGCCCUAUUGCCUCCUGUGGGUAGGUGGAUGCCCCACGUCCACUGUCCUGUUGGUAUAGCUGUGGGUACAUCUGCAAGUUGCCCAGAGUGAGACAGGUUUAUGUUUCAUUGCAGAGUGCACCCAUAACCAGCCCACAGUACUGGGAGACAUAGAGACUGCAAUCAAAGAUUUCCCUAGGACUAGGUGACAUUAGUUUGGCACAAAGUGAACUGAUGUACUGUAUUAUCAUUGGGUAUUAGCGGUUCAGUCUACAAAACUUGUAACCGGUCCGAAUGUAUUUUUGGUGGUGGUUGGGGGGAGUUACUGAAUGUUUCAUCUCAUUUCUCUGUGCCAAAUUCAAAUACGUCUCAAGGUUGUGCUGUCAUUUGUGAUACUGCCAUGGUGCGAGGUUCUACGUCUUGUGUAAAACCUCUCACAACAUGAAAAUUUACAUUUAUUUUUUUGUAGUUUUAUUGUAACUUAAAUGUCAAAUGUAUUCCAUAUUUAAUAUAUAUUUUUUCCAUCUCUUAAUAUGAACCUGUAUAAAAUUGACCAAAUAAUUAGUUACCCAGGAGAAUGUCCCAUUAAUUGGAGGCAAAACUUAGACUGUGGAAUGGUAGUGAUCAUGGACAGAACCACUGGUAGCAAAUGUCUUUAUUUGAGUUGUGCAAAAAAAGUGCUAGUCUGUAUAUUCUCACACACCAUGAUUUCCAGGGGUGGUCUUCAGGUUGCCAGCAGCCAGGCUCCCGACGACCACCAUACCGGCACCGGAAUCCCGACCGCCGGCAUACCGACAUCUUUUCUUCCUCUUGGGGGUCCACGACCCCCCUGGAGGGAGAAUAGAUACGCGCCACCGUGCCCGCAAGGGGCUCAUUUGCGCUCACCCAGCUGUCGGUAUUCCAGUGGAUGGGAUUCUGGCGCCGGUAUGCUGGCCGCCGGGAGCCCGACCGCCGGCAUCACAUACUACACCCGAUUUCCAGAUACACUUGUCUGAUCAGUGAUUGGACUCUCCAACUUAUUCUCCGCUAUGCUAUGGUAAGUUAUUUUACAGGUGUGCCAGGAGCCUUUGGGCUCUUGGCACACCUACCUGUGUUUCAACGUAGGUCCACAUACAGCACCACUGUUGGGCUAGAUGUAUACCCUUCACCAACACUGCCUAGUACAAGUGUGUGCUUCCUGUCUGAUCAUAGUGGUUGUAGUCAUAAUAAGGAUUGCCUUAAUUUCUCUGUAAUCCUGGAGCGUCAAACAGCUGGGGUGUGAAGAAUGGAGACCGGAGGUAGCACAAUGUAAAAGUGCACAGCUGUCUCCUCUCCCCGUCCAUCCCCCCCGUCCAUCCCUCCAGUUUGAAAAAUUGUGCUGAGGAGGAAAGAAGCACAUCUGGGAGCUCUGGCUCCAUAAAGGAGAUUCAGUGGCCUAAUCUCACCUAAAUCAAAUGGGGGGAGCAGGUGACACUAAGGGGGAUAUUCAAUUGUUUGAAAAGUCAGUUGGGAGUCUGUUUUUUUCCCUAUCUAAUAGACAGGAAAAUACAGACACCCAACCGACUUUUCAAACAAUUGAAUUCCACUAUAAGAGUACAGUUGUUCUAGUGAACACAGAUCCCGGUGGAAGGGAUCGCUGCUCACUUUGGGAAUCAGGAGCUGCAAUAACUGAGCGUAGUGGUGGUUAUAAGGGACCCCCCCUUCUUCCCCGCAGCAGUGUAGGCGCAGUGAGGAUAGAUAGAGGGCCAGCGACACACUCAGCCAGCACAGCGGUUAUCAGAAAGGAGAGGUAGUAGAUGCUGGAGAUGUGGGGCUUCAUCGCGGUAUGACGCGCAGAAGACCCGGAGCGGGACUGGUGAGCGGCUGUGUAAGGGGCGCGGUGGCGCAGUAACACUCAGCGGCAUGUACCGAAGCCAGAGAGGAGCUCUGGGGCACUGGCGGUAGAAGGUGCCCUUGCUGUCUAGGUAGAGCAAGUAGCGAGGUGACUAAAAAUUUUCAGUGGCAGCCACCUUAAGGCGCCCAGGAGAGCGGGCAGUGAGUUAAGGGGGAGGGGUGGAGCCACAAUAUUGCAGCUCACUGAUUCUGUCUGCGGUACAUUGACAUAUGUAUAUUUAUCCCAAAGGACGCUGAUGACCGGUCCUGCUGUGGGGAGCAGCAGUGUCUUCUACAAAUCCUGAGACAAGUUAACAAUUGGUGGUGUGGGAUUUGUAAACCGCUGGCUGGUAUGUGUCUUUUCAAGCUCAAUUUUGUAUUUUAUGUUUACCAGCUGAGAACCUCUCUGUUUUAUUGCUCCCCUUAAUCCCUACAGUCUGUUUCAAUCUAUUCUAAUAGGGUGACAGAACUGCUGUGUGUACUUAUACCAUUAUCAUGGCGUCUAAAGCACCAACCAAGUGUUCUAAAUGUGAGAAAAAUGUGUUGGCAGCUCCGGGGUGUGCCACUCAUGUCUGGGUAUGGACGCACAAGCAGGUGGUAGUGGUCCGUCCGGUACAUGGGAAAAUGCCCUGGCGGAUAUUUCAAGGGAAAUGACGGUAUCUCGCAAGCAACAUUUAGAAUGGGCUGCGGGUUUUUCUAAAACUAUGGAAGAGUUCCUAAUUAGACUCACACUGCCUACACGGGUAGAGAAACCUGUGCGCAAAUCUGUAAAGAGACCCCUUCCCGCUCUGCAUGAAGAGUCAGAGGAGGAAGAGGGUCUCUUGGUAGAUGAUGACGACAGAGAGUCGAUUGAAGAGGUAUUUGAGGUUACUCCUCAGGAGGAGGAGUCUGAGGUUAAGGGGUUAGAACCCCUUAUUGAGGCAGUAAAACAGGUCCUUAACUUCAAGGAAGAAAAGGUUAAGGAACCCGUAGUUUUCGAUCUGUUUGAGUCUCAAAAGCCACAAACAGUAGUGUUUCCUAUACCUAAGACACUACAGGACCAGAUGAGUGAAGCUUGGAAGCAACCUGAUAUUCGGUUUCAAUUGCCCAAGAAAUUUGCGGUGAAUUAUCCCUUGCCUAAGGGGGUUAUGAUGAAACGGGAGGUUCCACCCAAUGUGGAUGUGUCCUUGACUAAUUUGUCAAAAAAGACGAUCUUGCCUAUACCAAUUGAGACUACAUUAAAGGAUGCUUCGGACCGUAAGUUGGACACGGCACUUAAAUCCAUCUUUGCGGCAGCAGGAGCAUCCCACAGACCGAUGUUGGUAAGUGCCUGGGUUAAUAAGGCUAUUGUUGCAUGGGCUGGCCAGAUAGUUCGCGCAGCAGCCGAAGAUAAUAACCAGGAGAUAUCCCGUUGAGCGGAGCAUAUCCGUGAGUCAGCCAUUUACAUUUGCCAGGCUGCAAAGGAUGCUAGCAGGAUAGCGUCACAUAUUUCGGCUUCGGCAGUUUCGGCCACACGAAUACUCAGACUCAAAGAAGGCAGUCGAAGCCAUUUUGUCAGUGAGACACUGUUUGGUCCCGAAUUGGACAAAUGGAUUUCACAGGCCACUGCUGGAAAAUUGACUUUCCUGCCUACGGCAUAUCCAAGAUCCAUGCCAGCUACAGGGCGGCGUUAUUCUGGUCCAGCUUUUACUUCAUUUAGGACACAGUCCUUUCGUGCCAGAGGUAGAGGUUUUGGAGGACAAUCUCGUGGGAACAGAGGCAGAUGCCAUUCCCAAUAAACAGCCCAAAAGCAGGAUUCUAAAGCCACUGACAAGACUGGGGCAUGACGGUCUCCUAGCUCAUCUUGGUUCUCCCAAGGUGGGUGCCCGGUUGACAAGGUUUCAGGAAGCCUGGGCCGAAACCUCUCCAGAAGUCUGGGUCAGCAAUAUAGUCUCCCAGGCCUACAAGAUAGAAUUUCUAAUCUGUCCCCACAGUCAAUUCUUUACUACAGGUCUACCUCGGUGCCCUCAAAAGGCAAGGGCAUUAGAGACAGCAAUCCAAAAGUUGCUUCUACAAGAGGUAAUUGUUCCGGUUCCGGUACCACAGAAGGGGACGGGUUUUUAUUAAAAUCUUUUUGAGGUACCCAAACCAGAUGGCUCUGUCAGACCCAUUCUACAUUUAAAAGUGUUAAAUCAAUUCCUGCUUACAGUUUACCAGAUCAAGAUGGAAUCGAUACAGUCGGUCAUUGUAGGUUGGGAACAACAGGAAUUCCUGGUGUCAAUGGACAUAAAGGAUGCGUACUUUCAUGUUCCGAUUUGGACACCACAUCAGGCAUAUCUGAGGUUUUCUGUGGAGAAAAACCACUACCAAUUCAGAGCACUACCAUCGGCUCCAAGGAUCUUCACAAAGAUCAUGAUGGUCAUGGUAGCAAAAUUGAGGUCUAUAGGGAUGACAAUAAUACCUUAUCUGGGCGACCUUCUUAUCAAGGCUCCGUCCCCAGAAUUCUUGAUUCGGGACGCAUGGGUCACGUAUCGGGUCCUGACUCAACACGGUUGGAUUGUUAAACUUCAAAAUAUCCAACCUGCUACCACCAACCCAAAGGAUACAAUUUCUUGGGAAUCAUCCUAGACACGAUACAGUUGAGAGUCUUUCUCCCAGAGGACAAUAUCCAAGACAUCAGAAACAUGGUUUGCCAGGUUUUACAAAAUCAGACUGUCUCUCUACAUCUUUGUAUACGAAGGGAUACAAAAAGGGAUUCUAGGGAAGAUGGUAGCAUCUUUUGAAGCUAUUCAAUACGGCAGGCUUCACUCAAGACCGUUCCAGAUGAACCUGUUCACACAAGGGGCAGGCACACAUCUGUGUCUUCACAAGAAGAUUCAUAUGUCACCUUAGGCCAGAAUUGCGCUGAUCUGGUGGUCGAUCCACAAUAACCUGUCUGCGGGAAAAUGGUUUGGAAUUUGGGAUUAGAUCAUUUUGACAACAGAUGCAAGUCUCAGAGGUUGGGGUGCAGUACUGGGAAACUAUCAGUUCCAGGGGAGGUGGUCACCGUACGAGAAUUGUCUACCAAUAAAUGUACUGGAAUUACAAGAUAUCUACAAUGCACAUCUGCAAGUGGAGAGCCUAGUACGUGAAGGUCCAAUCGGACAAUGUGACGGCAGCAGCGUAUAUAAACUGACAAGGAGGAACAAAGGAGGCAUUAAAGGAGGCAACAAGGAUUCUGUUGUGGACAGAGAGGCACAUCAUCAUCCUGUCAGCCAUCUUUAUUCCAGGAGUGGACAACUGGGAAGCAGACUACCUCAGUCGCCAAGACAUGCACCCAGGAGAGUUGAGUGUACACCCUCAAGUUUUCGACGCCGUAGAACGAAGAUGGGGGUUACCACAAGUACAGUAGAUCUAAUGGCUUCUCGACACAAUCGACAACUUCCAAGAUUUGUGGCCAGAACUUGGGACUCAGCAGCAGAGGCAGUGGAUGCGCUGGCGAUUCCCUGGUCAUACGAUCUGGUAUACAGUACAUAUUUCCACCAUUUCCUCUAAUACCAAAGGUGUUGAAGAAGGUGAAACAGGUAGCAGCGUGGGUGAUUCUGAUAGCACCGGACUGGUCUCUCAUAAGUUGGUACUCACAUCUGAGGGGCCUACUAGCGGAAGAGCCUUGGCGGUUGCCGCAGAGGGAAGAUGUGUUAUCGCAGGGUCUAUUUCUACAUCCAGACCUAAAUCGCCUACGUUUGACAGCGUGGUUCUUGAGACCAGGAUCCUGAAGGAACAGGGUAUUCCGAAAUCGGCUAUCCCUACCAUGUUGGCAGCUAGAAAGCUGGUUACUGCGGCGCACUAUUAUAGAAACUGGAGGAAAUACAUGGAUUGGUGCCAGUCUAAGGGUUGGAACCCCAGACAAUUUCACCUUACUAGAUUGUUGCGUAUUCUACAAGUGGGUUUGGAUGGAGGUUUGAUGUUGGGGUCCUUGAAAGUCCAGGUCUCAGCCCUUUCAAAAAAUUUUCAACAACAUCUGACGUCCUUACAGGAGGUACAGACAUUUCUGCAGGGAGUGUUGCGACUUCAACCACCUUUUUUGUCCCCCCACAGCUCCAUGGGACCUAAACCUGGUGUUUAGAUUUUUUGAGAUCUGACCUCUUCGAGCCUUUGGAAGGGGCAGAUCUUAAAUAUGUGUUCUGGAAGACGGUCUUGCUCCUUGCAUUGGCUUCAGCAAGGAUAGUAUCGGAAUUGGGAGCCCUAUCCUGUAAGAGCCCUUUUCUUGUUUUCCACGAGGAUAGAGUGGAAUUCCGUACUAGAGCCGAGUUCUUACCUAAGGUGGUUUCAGGUUUUCACAUACACCAACCAAUUGUGGUCCCAUCCUUUCAGAUAUCAGAGGGGGACUGUUCCCAAGAUGUGGUCAGGGCUUUAAGGGUUUAUGUACAGGCUACGAGUUCCCUUAGUAAGUCAGAUGUUUGUUUGUGCUGUAUAAUGGACCCAAGAGGGGUUGGCCAGCUACAAAACAAACCUUAUCCAGAUGGAUGAGACUCGCCAACAGACAAGCGUAUGUCUCCAAUGGUAAGAUAGUUCCGUUUCGGGUGGGUGUUCAUACCACCAGGUCAGUAGGAGCCUCUUGAGUGGCUGCCAGAGGAGCUUCUACUGCCCAACUUUGUAGAGCAGCAACGUGGUCAUCCACACACGCGUUCACGCGCUUCUACAAAGUUGAUAAUAUUGCGGCUAAAGAAUCCAAGUUUGGCCGUUUGGUUCUGCAGGCUUUGGACAGCACUCCCGCCCAUGGGAGUAUCUUUAGGACAUCCCCAGCUGUUUGACUCUCCAGUGUCCCCUAGUGGAUGACAGAGAAAAGAGGAUUUUGGUACUUACCGAUAAAUCUGUUUCUCUGAAUCCACUCGGGGACACUGGACGCCCGCCUCAGUGCUGCCAGCCUGUGUGAUUAUAGUUAUAUUGGCUCAAAUAACUUUAGAACAAAGUUUGGUAGUUUCUUGGUUGAUGGUUAACAUUAUGGUAUGGUUGGUUCCUUCCCGAAUGUUUUGAGGGAACCUCCUCUCUCCGUCAAUUUUUCAAACUGGAGGGACGGGGGGCGUGAAGGGGGAGAACCCAGCAGUGCACUUUUGUUUUUUUGUUUUUUACAUUGUGCUACCUCCGGUCUCCAUUCUUCACACCCCAGCUGUUUGACUCUCCAGUGUCCCUGAGUGGAUUCAGAGAAAUAGAUUUAUCGGUAAUUACCAAAAUCCUCUUUUCUAUGAGUAAGCUGCCUAUCAAUUUGCUAGAAACCAGUGACUCCACUGAGGUAUGAAGUACCUCAUACCUCAGUGAUGUCAGUUUCUAGUAAAUUGAUAAGCUGGGUUUUGAGUCAUCCACACAAAAUGACUGCCUCCAAUGUGUAUAGGCGAUUAAUCCACUUCUAGGACAUCCAGUGCCAUAGCCUCCUCCAUUGCAGAGGUUGCAGGAGCACAGAUGUUAAGGUUGGCCAGCAAUACACUGUUGCCCAAGUACCUUCUCCCAAGGUCCCUUAUUGUUCAAAAAAACAAGCCUUUUUAAAGUAUGUGCAAGUCCAGUGCAUGAUCUCCUAUGAGGCCUCUGCUCUACUGUCAUCUGAGCAGGAACCUGAGAGGCUAGAGCAGGGAUGGGGAACCUUCGGUCCUCCAGCUGUUGUUGAACUACACAUCCCAGCAUGCCCUGCAACAGAUUUAGCAUGGUCAAAUAGCAAAACUGUAGCAAGGCAUGCUGGUAUGUGUAGUUCAACAACAGCUGGAGGGCCGAAGGUUCCCCACCCCCGGGUUAGAGCUUACCCAAAUGAUAUUAUGGGCCUAGGGAUGCACUGUUCCACUCGUGGGUACAAAUGUGUUACUGUGGGCCGCACACUGUCUGUUACUGAGCCAGAAGGAAACAUUGGUACUAACUGUACAUAACUGCAGAUAAAUUAUACAGCGCUUGGACUUAUGUCCGGAGGUGCUCAGGAAACCCAACAAAUGUUUCAAAUACUGUAGUAACUUCCCAACACCACUACUCCAUAUCCAUAGACUAACCUCUUCUUCUAACACUUUUUCUUGCCAGAGAGCAUAAGUCACCUUCCUGGUUAUUGUAAUAGGUCAUUGUUGAGAAUAUUCCUGGGACAGGUGGGAUAUUCGCUGGAUAGAUGCAUUUCCCAGUGUAUGAUGAAGGAAAUCCCUAAAUUAUCACCAUGGAGGUACAGUACUUGGAGAACGGCGUUGAGAAGCCUUUCUGUGUACUGGCCCAAUGUGCAGCCCAUACUGUAUCUGUGUAUACAUUGUGUGUACGUGACUGCUAGUAUCAGACAUUACACCGUUUCCUGGGAUCCUUGUAGAAAGAUUCACAAUUAUAUCUGGCUUUGUAAAGACUGUAAAAAUAAAUAGAACUACAAUAAUAAUAUACUGUAAACAAUAUGUGAACUUUAAUUUUAUACCCAGCACCCUGUAAAAGCGCUUAUCCCACAGACAACAGGAAUUGGAUAAUUGCUGACAUUAGCCAUAACAUAAUAAUAUAUCUCUAUAAACUAUAACCAUAUAUAAUGUGUAUGUUAACACAUCUGUACAUGUAACAUAUUCAGAAGACUUGACUCAGGUGUCUGUUUAAACUGUAAAUUGCCUUCAUUAUAGAUUAUACGCAGAUCAUGUGUCUGUGAGUGUACAAAUUCCACAUAUACAUUAUAUAACGUGUUUACAUAUAAGAUGUGUAUGUACAUGCUGGAUAUAUUCAGGUGUCACAAAUGGAGACUAAGGCGCCUGAAUAAAACCAUUACAUCUAUUAAAAAAAAAAAUGUAAUGGACCUAAAUUAUUAGUUGCUCUCUAUGAAAGAGAUACUAGCUACAUUCACAUUAUACAGGCAGGCUUGGUUCUAUAUUAAGGGGGGAAGGGAGGCAGGCAUUUUUUUCCAUGCAUACCAAGUUCCUUGGCUUUAAGUCUAUUGAUGCGGUCGCUGCGACGGGAAACAUGGCCACUCUGCACCUGCCUACGCAGCCAGGCUGCACAGGCAGGGGGACAGCCCUAAUUUUGCAGGGACAGCGAUGCAAUCGCAUUUGAAAUGUCACAUGUUCUGCAAUGCGUAUCAGUUUUAUAUAGAAUAUAUAUAUAUAUAUAUAUAUAUAUAUAUAUAUACUGUAUAUAUAAUAUAGUGAGUGUUGUAACUUGUAAGUGCCUCUUUCAUACAGCAGUGACUUGUAUUUGGUGACAAUUACACAAUGCAGAGCUUCCGCCCCUUGGACUGUCCCAGGUAAAGGAUCACAGUCAUUAGUAGGCAAUCUGAUUAUCACUCAAUCACUGCCGUUAUCACACAUUUGUGACCAGGUAAUACUGCUGGAGUAAUGACACUGCCACUCGCACUAUUUGAAUCUGACUUUAAUUUAUCAUUUAUGAAAAUCUGACUCAUCCUCCCUGUCCCCUAAUCUGUUCUCCAGCCUAACAACUUGAAGAGCAAAUCCUGACUUUCCAAAUUUUGUGUCUAAAAAAGAAAAGCCCAAACCUUCUGUAUUUGUAUUAUAACAUUGUGGACAGUUAAAUAAAUACAGUGAACUCCUAAA
Molecule: messenger RNA, 12129 nt
Organism: Pseudophryne corroboree (corroboree frog)
Lineage: Eukaryota; Metazoa; Chordata; Amphibia; Anura; Myobatrachidae
Gene: NUMBL
Product: NUMB like endocytic adaptor protein
Exons: 10
Coding region: 443-2245 (600 amino acids)
Biological process (GO): positive regulation of neurogenesis
Cellular component (GO): cytoplasm
Source: RefSeq, a predicted model, not a curated record